ACGCCGCCGACGCUCUGCGUGAACUGGGCAGGAGCGGCUAGAGGCGAUGAUGCGCCGGUCCCUGGAGCGGACGCAGCAGCUGGAGCUGAAGAAGAAGUGCUCCUGGGGAAUCGUGCAGGCUGCCGGGCAGGGAGGACGCGAAGGUUUAGCAGCCAGCACCCUUCCUCCGGACCCAGGGACCACUGCCGCCGCUGCCGAGUCCACCAACGCAUGUGACAAGCUUUCAACAUCAAUCAUGAAUUUGCCAAAGCCAACAGAGCCUCCCAUGAGUAAAUGCCUGUCUUCAUCCACCGUGGCAAUACCCUAUUCCCCAGACCGAGCUCAUCACAUGCCCCUUAGUUCCAUGGAAGCCUAUCUUGUUAUGCGACUGUUGACACCAACACAGGCUUCUUUAGCCAGAAGCAGAAGUGCGCUUAUACUCUCUGAGCAGUCCAGUGACUCAGUAUUCCAUACCUGUCCUCGUAUAGCUCCUGCUGGUCCUCUUAAAUCUUCCUACAAGUCUUCGCCCACCCAAAAUGCUGAGAGGAAGAAGGCCACAUCUACAUCUGGUGUAGGAGAUGUAGGAAAAGGAGCCCCAGCAGGAGCAGAGGCCUCUCUGAUGGAGAAGGUAAAGAGAGAGCAGCGAGCAGUUUCUUCCACGGGCCUCGGGUCCCCCCUGAGAAGAUGUGACUUUCCAGCAGGCAUUUCUAAGAGAUCAUCAUCUCCAGUGACAUCCAAGGCCGCUUCUAGAGUAUAUCCUCAGUCUCCAAAGAACGUGAAGCCAUCAUACCCAGGGUCUCCUGUGAAAUACCGCCUGUCCUCCUUUUCCAACCAAGAAACACCCAAGAAGAAAGCAGAGAAAGAAAAGACCAACAAGGAACGGGAAGGUGCCAUGGGCCAGCAGGCAUUUGUAUUGCCUGGGGAGGAGGCCCCCGAGAAGCACGUUGUGGACAGGCAUCUCACCGAGAAGCACGCUGCUUCAGGAGGAAAGGCUGAGAGCCACGAAGCCUUGGGGAAACCCACGGCAGGCACCACCGAUGCAGGAGAGGCUGCAAAGAUCCUGGCUGAGAAGAGACGACAGGCCCGGCUACAGAAGGAGCAGGAGGAGCAAGAACGACUGGAGAAAGAAGAACAAGAGAGGCUGGAGAGAGAGGAAUUGAAAAGAAAGGCAGAGGAGGAAAGACGUCAUCUAGAAGAAGCCCGUAAACAGGAAGAGGAAAAGAAGCGGCAGGAAGAGGAAGAGAAAAGAAAGGCAGAAGAGGAGGCCAAGUGGAAGGCUGAGGAGGAGCUGUCAUUGAAAGAAAAGCAAGAAAAAGAAAAGCAAGAAAAAGCCAUGCUCGAAAAGCAGAAAGAAGCAGCAGAAGCAAAGGCCCAGGAGGCAGCUAAACAGAUGCGUCUAGAAAGAGAACAAAUCAUGCUGCAGAUUGAGCAGGAGCGGCUGGAGAGGAAGAAGAGAAUAGAUGAAAUCAUGAAGAGAACAAGGAAGAGUGACGUAUCGCCAGAAGUGAAGAAGGAAGACCCUAAAGUGGGGAUUGAGCCUGUUGUGUGUGUGGAAAAUAAGACAAAACCAGUUGUCCCCAACAAAAUAGAAAUCAAUGGGUUGAACACCUGCCAGGAAGUUCAUGAUGUGGGGCGUGCUGCCCCAGAAACUUUUCCCCAAGACAUUUGCUCUAAUGGGCUUAAACCAGUCGGGGGACUUAUACAUCUCGACGCCCUUGAUGGGAAAUCAAACAGUCUGGAUGAUUCAACUGAAGAAGUUCAGUCUAUGGAUGUGAGUCCUGUUUCAAAAGAAGAGCUUAUCUCCAUCCCAGAAUUUUCCCCAGUGAGUGAAAUGAUUCCUGGGAUAUCUCUGGACCAAAAUGGAAGUGGCCAUGCCCGAGCGCUCCAAGACCUCUUAGAUUUCACUGGCCCCCCCACGUUCUCCAAGAGGUCCAGUGAGAAUCUCAGCCUGGAUGACUGUAACAAAAACCUGAUCGAAGGAUUUAACAGCCCUGGCCAAGAAAACACUCUGAACACCUUCUGUUGACAAAUAACAACAUCCCUUUAGUGAAAGGUGGUGUUUGGAGAACUUGUGAAGCUGCUGGUUAGUGACACCCCAGCCGCCAGCCAUCGGAAGAAGCUUCUGUCAUCCUUAACCUCCAGAUUCCAAAUGAUUCACUCUGAAUAUAACUGUAUUCCUAGGUAGUAUGUCAAACACUGGCCAUGCUUGAGACUUUUGCCUUGUUGGGCUUUAGCAGAGUUCCAUAUUACAGUUCUAUUUAUGAGCUUCAGCUGCUGAUAAAGCACUUCCUGUACUUCUCUGUUAUCAUAGUGAUCCUCUGAAUAACCUAAGUGAUGCCAGCCUGGAGAUAUACUCUAUACCCAUCCUUAUUCCCAAAGUUGGAGCACAUAAGCCUUUAGAUGUCUUUUCCUGUAAAUAUUCUAGACAUUUACCCAAACUCUACUUAACAUAUACAGAACUUGAGCUGCGUAUCUCUCUGUCUUUGUUUAAAAGGAGAAGAAAUUCAGGAGUCCCCCUUUCCGCCCCCCCCCCAGGGUUUCUCUGUUGGAAGAUACUAUCAAGAAGCCCCUCUUUAUUAUUAAGCUUAGCCACCUGCAAAAUGCAUUGACCCACAUUACUCGUUUGAGGUUAAAAUAAUAAGUCUGGUUGAGUUAGGAAGUAAUUAAACAGUGUAUAGUGGUUUCUGUUCUAUUAUGCAUAUACAUGGGUAACUCCAUAUAGCUAGAACCCUUUCAUGUUGCACCUUAAACCCUCCAAAUUGUACUCCCUCCAAACCAUCGAAUGGCUUUUGGAUUGAAUGAAUGAAUAAUGUCUCAUUCCCGGGUACUUGGUUGGUUUUCAUGUUUUUGCUAUUGUUUUUCUCUUGGAUCUCAGGAGUUUGGUUUUGUUUGUUUGCUUAACUCUAAUAAAACCAGACACAAAUGACUAGUGCUCUGAAAUGAGGAGGCUCUGAAUGGGACCCAAUAUGUCACUUUAACAUAAAAAUAUCUGGAUGAGGGAAAAAUGACACAAGAAUGUAUACCCCACACAUUUUAUGCCAUAUAAUGGUGUGUUUUCUUACUUUCAUUUCUUGCAACGUAAUGUGACUUUUGGAUUGAGAUGAUCUCUUUGAAAUAUUUUUUUUGACUUGUACAAUGAGUGGUUUGGGAGGAUCCAUAAUUCCAAGAGAGGUUUGCAACCAGGAGAUAUAAAGAGGUCUCAAUAGUGAUCUUGUUCAUGUGCUUUUAAAACCAGCUACAGUUUAAGAAGUUAUUAGUUAUGGAAACUGUGUAUGUUUGUGUAUGUAUAUAUAUACCUAAUAAAAUACAUGCCUCCAACGACGCAGUGCCAUUGAUCUUGAUGAAUAUCAGGGAAAAAAAAUCCCUUUGAUGACAAGCACACAGAAAAUGAUAGCAUGGUUCUGUCUGCAAAAACUGCCUUGCCAUCAUUCCUACAGCUUUAUCUUAUGACACGUUUGUU
Messenger RNA from Choloepus didactylus (southern two-toed sloth), 3439 nucleotides. RefSeq names its product MAP7 domain containing 2 (gene MAP7D2). The record is from RefSeq and is a predicted model, not a curated record. NCBI's taxonomy places the organism in Eukaryota, Metazoa, Chordata, Mammalia, Pilosa, Megalonychidae. The transcript has 15 exons. Gene Ontology annotation, biological process: microtubule cytoskeleton organization. Gene Ontology annotation, cellular component: microtubule cytoskeleton. The coding region runs from base 47 to 2005 and encodes 652 amino acids.